Aspergillus pseudoviridinutans is the source of this 756-nucleotide messenger RNA. RefSeq lists its product as uncharacterized. The transcript is spliced from 3 exons. The record is from RefSeq and is a predicted model, not a curated record. Lineage: Eukaryota; Fungi; Ascomycota; Eurotiomycetes; Eurotiales; Aspergillaceae. The coding region runs from base 1 to 756 and encodes 251 amino acids.
AUGCUCCCCGAUCUGAGCUUCAGAGAGUUUGAAUUUGAUCCACCUGAUAGCAGGAACCCCUGGAACCUCCUUCCAAAAUGGCCUGUUACCCACCGUCAACGUAUUGCCGAGUUGGAUUUCCUCGCGAGUUAUUAUGACACAGUAGGUCAGGCAGAUAAUAUCAAGGCAGCUAAGGAUUGGCAUGCCAGCUUUCCACUUGAUGAUGAGGUUGGCUAUGAGACUGCCUACUUCCACCGUGGGAAGAAAGUUGGGAGCUUUGAGAUUAACUCACAGGAGGGUCCAGCGUGGAUUGAAAAUGCUGAUGGCAAGAUCAAAGAGGCGUGGUUUCGAAUCAUCUUCCAGCGGGACGCAAACGGCGACCUCGUGAUCCGCGAAGGAUACAUAGCAUCGAAUACCGAAAACUGGAGAACCAGACUCAUGCAGUUUGAUCAUCCGGGAUUCUACAAUCACACAGGAGCGUUGAGGAAGCGAGCUAUCAAGCAGCACCCGAAGCAGGGCCAUCUCUGCAGCCCUGCCUGGAGAAUUCGUACUGGGCCUGCAACCGAGGAAUCCCCCGAGCUCAGCAGCCUCCCUCAAGCAAAAGGUGAAGUUGCGGAAGGUGGGGCAUUACGCCUCCAAGCUCUCAUCCACGAGGAGGUCAUGAAGGCUGAGCGGAACCAUCGGAAGACCCUCAAAAGGGAAGAAGAAAAGAUCAGCGCCCUCGAAUGCCGUGUCAAGGAACUGGAUCAAGUUUAUGUAUAUGUCUUGCUAGGGUGA